AUGGAGCUCAAGCGACAAAUUGCGAAAACGGUGGACAACGUUUGGUUUCAGUUUCUCUGCAAAGUUUGCCAGGCAGAUGAUUAUUAUAUCGUAUUGUUCAACCAGAAAUUGCCAGGCCGUUCAAUUGGUGUAUCUCUUACGAGUGAAAAUCUUGGUAGUGAUUUGUCGGAGGAGGAUCUGCCUCUGCCACCAAACUGGGCUGUAGAAGUGACACCAGAAGGAAUUCGGUAA
Messenger RNA from Gongylonema pulchrum, 231 nucleotides. Lineage: Eukaryota; Metazoa; Nematoda; Chromadorea; Rhabditida; Gongylonematidae. The record is from the annotation of a GenBank genome assembly.